Carassius auratus (goldfish) is the source of this 1654-nucleotide messenger RNA. RefSeq names its product sodium/potassium/calcium exchanger 1-like. The transcript is spliced from 2 exons. The record is from RefSeq and is a predicted model, not a curated record. The coding region runs from base 200 to 1315 and encodes 371 amino acids. NCBI's taxonomy places the organism in Eukaryota, Metazoa, Chordata, Actinopteri, Cypriniformes, Cyprinidae.
UUCCAGACGAGGGCAAAUCCUCGUUGUUCUUGACGCCAAUUCAAAGAGAGAUCGAGGAUCCCAGUCCAGGGACACUUUUUAGUUCAACACACCUGGAGCCAGCUUAUUCCUUCAUCCAUUUCAAACAAACUAAAGAACACACACCAACAAAUAGACCCUACAAAAAGAAGCCUGAUUUGGACAGCUGUAAUUUUCCACCAUGUGUUCUCAUAAUGGAUUGUUAAUGAUGCUGCUGUUUCAUCUUUGCCAGGCACAAGAUGAUGCUCUCCCCUCUCCUGACCCCGAGCCAGCCCCACCAAACCUGGGUGAAAUGAUUGAUGCAGUGAAGGCAGCCUUUGAGCAGGCGGUACAGAUCUCGACAACCGGUACCGUACGCGAGGCCUUGGAGCAGGUUGUAGGUGAACUCGUGCCACAGAAGACUCAGGCAGAGCAUUCACCAGCAGUUGGGACCGAAGCAGAUUAUACAACAGAAGAAGCAGCUAAAGAGGAGGCAGUGGUGCUCACUGCAGGAGAACCACAUGUCCUUAUGUCAGAAUCAAGUGAACAGACAUCUCAGCAACCAGCUCAAGAAGGACUGACUCAAGAUACAGAACCUGCAGACGAGAUUCAAGGACUAGCCAAGUCCUCAACUUCAAAGCCAGAAGAGAAAUCCGAAGAGAAACCAGUGGAGCUGGUUCUUGAGACAGUGGAAUCAAUUUUGCAAGACCAUGACAUUGUUGAAGUGGGUAAACCAAUGGCAGAGGAAAGCCAUUCAGAGAAAUCAACCGUCCAGCUGUAUACUGAUACACAAAAAGAAAACGAAUCAGAAAGAGGAGCUUUGGAAAUGAACAAGGGAAGCAAGGAGGCUGAAGACAGAGAUUUAGAAGACCCAGAAAAGGGAUUUAUUGAAAAAGAGCCUCAGUUGUCUGAAACGGAGGAAAAGACUGCAAAAGGGGAACUGGAGAACGUAGAGGUGCCAAUAGAGGUAAAAGUACAAGGACCAGAAGAAGAAGACUCUGUGAAAAGGCAAGAUACAGAAUGGGCUACAGAAUCAGAGCAUAGUCAAGAGGAAUGGCAGGCAGUAACAGCACAGAUGGGUACAGAUGGUGGUGUGGCUGAUAUGGAUGAAGUAGAACAGGAAGAGGAAGAACAGGAAGUAGCAAAGUCUCAAGAAGGUGUGACUGAAGUUAAAGCAAGAAGAGAGGAGGAAUAUUCCAGAUCUGAGGCACAACUCCAGAAAGUUUCAACACAGGAGGAGGUUCCCCCAUCCGCCAACACAGUACCAGAGAAAACUCAACAGGAACCCGGUAAUGAAUCUAUAAUUAAGUGCAUUUAACACCCCAAACAACUUCAAACUAAAAAUCGUGAUACAUUUCAAUCUCCAACCAUUAAGCUACAGUUGCUGUAAUAUUUUCUAGAGCAGUUCUACUCCAUAGUUUUAGUUAGCUAUUGUUUCCCAAUUGUGAUGGUGUUUUCCUCCCUCGAGUCUAAUGCAAUUAGACUUUCACUGUCUGAUCAUUGUACUUACAAUAUUCAGCAAAGCAAUUAAGCUGCCUAAGGGCAUCCCUUCAGUUUAUAGCAGCGAAAAGGCUCAUAACAUGUGUCUCUGAAGAUGACUGGCUCCUGGGUGCACUCUGAGUCAUCUAUCCACCAUUAAUUAUACAGUCACGCUGAA